Molecule: messenger RNA, 162 nt
Organism: Bipolaris oryzae ATCC 44560
Lineage: Eukaryota; Fungi; Ascomycota; Dothideomycetes; Pleosporales; Pleosporaceae
Exons: 1
Coding region: 1-162 (53 amino acids)
Source: RefSeq, a predicted model, not a curated record
AUGUGUGUGAAUGAUCAACGUUCUGUCUGCAAAACCUCCUGUGGGGUAUGCGGACGGACGAAGCGUAGACUUGCAGUGGUGACGCAUUGCCUCUUUUCCCCAAUUUGUGGGGAGUAUCGUAUGAAGCACGGUGGUUCCUGUGACAGACGCCCUGCGGGUUGA